Molecule: messenger RNA, 2414 nt
Organism: Eufriesea mexicana
Lineage: Eukaryota; Metazoa; Arthropoda; Insecta; Hymenoptera; Apidae
Gene: Mef2
Product: myocyte enhancer factor 2
Exons: 8
Coding region: 328-1722 (464 amino acids)
Biological process (GO): positive regulation of transcription by RNA polymerase II; cell differentiation
Molecular function (GO): DNA-binding transcription factor activity, RNA polymerase II-specific; RNA polymerase II cis-regulatory region sequence-specific DNA binding; histone deacetylase binding
Source: RefSeq, a predicted model, not a curated record
CACGAUCGAAAAGUCACUUUCGAGAGUUGAGAUUCUAUCAAAAGACACAUGGAAUUUUGAAAAACAACAAACGUGUGGAUUUUUAACAUCGUAUAACCGAGUGCCUGAAUUGCUUCUCCAAUUACAUUGUGAUAACAACAUCUGUGAAGAGUGUGCGAUCUCUCGCCAUCUUUGUUUUGAUAUCGAUUCUCUGUGCGCAAGAAGAUCGAUCGAUUGGCGAACGACCCGUCGAGAUGUUCGACUGAUUGAGCUCACUUCGAGUUGUGUUUUUAAUAUUCCAUCCAGUGGUUCCGAAGAGCUGUCCCAUCUCCACAACGCCGUGCAAAAAUGGGUCGGAAGAAGAUUCAAAUUUCGCGCAUCACGGACGAACGGAAUCGUCAGGUGACCUUCAACAAAAGGAAGUUUGGGGUAAUGAAGAAGGCAUACGAGCUGUCGGUACUGUGCGACUGCGAGAUCGCUCUGAUUAUCUUCAGUUCGAGUAACAAGCUGUAUCAGUAUGCGAGCACCGACAUGGACAAGGUUCUUCUCAAGUACACCGAGUACAACGAACCCCACGAGUCCCUCACCAACAAGAAUAUCAUCGAGGCACUCAACAAGAAGGAACAUAAGGGCGCCAUGUCCCCGGAAAGUCCGGAGCCUGACGCGAUCGAGUACAAUCUCACUCCGCGCACCGAAGCCAAAUACACGAAGAUCGACGAGGAGUUCCAACUGAUGAUGCAGAGGCACCAACAUAACGGCACUCGGGCAAUGGGACAAUCUAAUUACACUCUACCUGUAUCCGUACCAGUGAAUAGUUAUGGCGAAUCUCUACUUGGAUCUAGUCCUCAAAUGGCGCACACCAGCAUUUCUCCAAGACCGUCAUCUUCUGAAACAGACUCAGUGUAUCCACCAGGAGGGAUGUUGGAAAUGAGCAACGGUUAUCCACCAUCGGCAUCACCAUUAGGAGGUUCGCCUAGUCCAGGACCUUCGCCGUCACUAGGAGUCGGAGGAGGCAGUGCAAAUAAAGGCAGUAAUCCAUCUAGGCAUUCGCCACAACCUCCGCCACCUCCACCGCCGACUCAUCCUCACAGGACUAAUCUUCGAGUAGUUAUUCCAACACCCCUUACACAACCUCUCUCUGAAGACACUAGUUACGAUAGUGGCCAUGCACAAUCCGCAUUGAAUACACCUGUAGUAGCACUACAAACGCCAUCAGUUCCAGCCGGAUACUCUAGUUUCGGACCAACGGAUUAUUCCUCAGACCUCGGGAGCUUAGCAUGGUCUCAUCAGAGUGGUCUUCCUCAUCUAGCCGUAUCGAGCAGUACACCGCCGCCGGCUACGUCGCCAUUACCAGUGAAAAUAAAAAGUGAACCGAUCAGUCCACCCCGGGAUCCUCAUGGUGGCAAUAGUGGCUCGAGCAGCGGGCCGAGCAAUACCAGUAAUCUUCAUCACACAACUCUGAACGUUGGACCUUCGUCCAGUACCGGUGCACCUCCUCCACACCACGUACCUCACCCCGGACCACAAUCCUUGAAUCUUGUAUCGAGCAGACCGAGUAGUAAUCCACCGCCAUCUCACUCUGGAAGUAUAACACCGACGAAUCUUCCAUCGCCAGGUAGCGCUACGGUGGCAGAUAUUCGAACGAGUCACUCGAACGCCGGGGGAAAUGGUGGGAACAACUCAGACUAUGAGAACGGACCGCUGAUGAAGCGUUCCAGGAUCACCGAGGGCUGGGCGACUUAAUGUCAGUCGUAACAAUUAAUCGCUCGAUCGUUUCAUACCUCUACGUACAACGGCGUAUAGUGCUUUUGUGAGAAGUUCCGGGACUCGAAGUCUAAGACUCGUUAGUUAUUUACAUACGUUCGGCCAUGAUUCUUUUUUUUCUUGUGGUUGGGUGCGUGAGACGAAGAACGAUCCUCGCGGAGUCCGACUUGGCUGGACGGAGAACACAAAUUUGUUUAUAUUUUAAAGUCCACACACACACAUACACAUACAUACAUACACAUAGACACGUACAUGAACACACAAAAUACGUUUGUUUGACGAUUAAAUAACGGUGCCAUAAUGUUGAAGCGUUACACGUAUAUAUAUAUUAUAUUAUAUAUAUAUGAUGUAUACAUAUAUAUAUAUAUAUAUAUAUUUUCAUGUAUAUAAUACGAAAGUUGUUUGUAUAUAUGUCAUUAAUUCAUUGUCAUUUUCUUCGUGAUAUGGCAUAUUGUGUCUUUGAUACUUGUCGCUAUGGCGAAGGUUAUUCCUUUCGGAGUAGAGGAAGGAAAUGGCGGUACGUUUAGGAUGGAUAUUUAGAAAUGUGAACCGAAAGCAUGGCAUUUCGGAAGAUAAGUGCAUAGACAACCGAAUUUUUAAGAGCUUGCGAACGUCUAAUGAUUUUACGGUUUAGAGAUUUACAACUAAUUGUACUUUGUUACUUGUUUUUU